GGGCAGGUCUGAUCCGCACACAGGACUCAAGCAGGAACUACAGAGGUUCAUAGUAGGCUGUUUUAAACCCUGGAGGACAUACUCCUCCCGUAAUCCGUGUAAAUUGAUCGGAUUAUCGACAGGAAUACAGAAAUCUGCAUGAACAUUUCUUUGAGAAGACUGGAGCACCACGCAUAUGAUGAGAAACUUUGCGAAGUGGAUCUCACGCGGAAGUUUCACGCCGAGCAAGAGUUUCACGCGGGUGCACCGCUUAAAUUGCGGAUUUACUUUGGAUCUUGUGUGGAUCUAUUAUGUAUCAAGUAUGGAUAUAACAUGUGCUUGAGUUCAAAACUUUGUGUUAUUGGAACAGAGUUUGAUGGUUUCGAUCAGACCGCAAAAAUGUUGCCACGCAGUCGUGUUUGAGUUCAGGGGGUUUACUGCUUGAAGGGCUGCCGCCCUAUGGCUACAUUCACACACUCCGUGUUUGGAAUGGACAAACAUGUUUACUAAAGAGCGUUCAUCUUCUCAAAUUGUGUAUAUUACAGCAGACGCGCACGGAAUGCAUUUUGUAUGAAACAGGUAAACCACAGUCAAGUCUUGUUUCCAUUCUCGCGGUAGUUUGGAGUAGCUCCUGUAACCAUAGUAACAGAGAGCGAUUUUUAUUCGUCGCUGUUCAGCACUUCGCGCCACUAUCGCUAUUUUUAUUCUUUGGAUAUGUUACUAAAAUAUCCCAGUUACACAUUAACCCAUUCAGCUUUUUUGGUGUUCCCCCAUUCGCCUAAAUACUUAACAGAAAUUAUGUCUUUUUUCUAAUUCAGUUACGACUCCUGAAUUUUUCAGGUAGUCACUUCAGUUCUAGAAUGCGGAGUCACUCUCUUUCAGAAGCCAACUAAUAGUGAACACUCCAAACAAGAUUGAGAAGCCUAUUCUGCUGCUGGAUGAAUGUAAAUCCACUGUAUAGUGUUUAAAAUGAAGUUCAGGAAGUAUUUUAGGGGCAGCGGAAGAGUUCUGGCAUUUGUGUUUAUUGCUUCUGUAAUCUGGCUCCUCUUUGACAUCGCAGCACUCCGGAUAUCGAUUAAUGAUGUGAAUCAGGAUCUCAAAGAGCGAGAGAUUGUACGAAAACAGGGAAGGAGAAAAGACAAUGUAGAGAAUGUGGUGUUCAAACAUCCAUUGCAAAAAGAAAAUGUGGACAAGAUUGGGAAUUUUAAAAACCCCAUUAAGUUUGAAAGGAAAAUUGAUGAGGUUUACAAAAAGUUGCCAAAGGCAAAGCCAGAAACAAAAGCUCCGCUAAAACAAGAUAUUCGAGUGAAUCCAAAGUUAAAGGCUGGCAAUUUUUUUGUGGUACAAAAAUAUGCUAUUAAUCAAAGCAAAGUGCAUUUAACCGUGAAAUCAUCUGUGAAAGAAACUAUUCUCAACAACCCCGAAUGGAGCAAUGAAACAAAAACUAUGAUGAAUGUCAAAGUUAACAAUGUAACUUCAAAGAUUACUGAAAUAAAGAAAGAAAAGCAUGUGGUUUCUAAAGCGCCACCUGCAGUACAGGAGGGAAAACAUAUUUUACCACUCAAAGAAAAGAGUAUGAGGACAGUACAUCACACUAAUGCAACACUAGUAACACUACUUAGCGAAGUACAUGCAGAUGCUGGUUUACACAAGAACUUGAGUAAUAAUUUGCUGAAACCUGCUGAGAGCGCUAAACCAAAAAGUAUUAUUGAUGAUACAGAGAAACAUGUCAACACUUUCAACAAAACUGAAACACAUUUUACUAAAAAACCAAAUGAACUGAAGCUGCAGGACCAUGCCGAUGAGGCAUCAAAGGUAUUGAACUCAACAGUUGUGAGGGUCAGGAGGUCAGGUGGGCUUCAUAAGGUCAUGGCCCUGGAUCUGACCGACAAGCCCAGAGACUCACGGGCUGUGGGACAGUUUGGGCAGCCUGCAAGUGUCCCCAGAGAUAAAGAGCUGGAGAGCCGAAGACGCUGGAGCGAAGGACAUUUUAAUGUUUUCCUGAGUGAGCAGAUACCAAUAGACAGGGCCAUUCCAGACACCAGACCCCAAACAUGCUCAGAGAGCCUUGUUCAUGAUGACCUGCCCUCUACCAGCGUGAUCUUCUGCUUUGUGGAUGAGGUUUGGUCCACUCUGCUCCGAUCAGUCCACAGUGUACUCAACAGAUCACCUCCACACCUCCUGAAGGAGAUAAUUUUGGUGGACGACUGCAGCACCAAAGACUAUCUGAGGGAGCAGUUGGAUGUGUAUAUGUCUCAGUUCCCUAAAGUACGAAUCAUUCGGCUGAAAGAGAGGCAGGGUCUCAUCAGAGCCAGGAUGGCAGGAGCUGCUGCUGCUACAGGUGAAGUGUUGACAUUUCUGGACUCGCAUGUUGAGUGUAAUGUGGGUUGGCUGGAGCCUCUGUUAGAGAGAGUUUACCUGGACCGCAAGAAAGUGGUGUGUCCUGUUAUUGAGGUCAUCAGUGAUAAGGACAUGAGUUAUAUGCUGGUUGAUAAUUUCCAAAGAGGCAUUUUCCGAUGGCCGCUGGUGUUUGCCUGGAGCGCUCUGCCUGAGGAAUAUAUCAGACAGAACCACGUGAAGGAUUCUGACCCCAUCAGGUGUCCUAUUAUGGCUGGGGGUCUUUUCUCAAUAGAUAAGAACUAUUUUUAUGAGUUGGGGGCAUAUGACCCAGGCCUGGAUGUGUGGGGAGGAGAAAACAUGGAAAUCUCUUUCAAGAUCUGGAUGUGUGGUGGCGAGAUUGAGAUCAUCCCCUGCUCACGUGUGGGACACAUCUUCCGUGGUGAUAACCCUUACAAGUUCCCUAAAGAUCGGGUAAAGACAGUGGAAAGGAACUUGGCCAGGGUGGCAGAGGUGUGGCUGGAUGAAUAUAAAGAGCUGUUUUACGGUCACGGCUACCACCACCUGUUGGACAAGAGCGUGACUGAUAUAGGAAACCUGACUGAACAGAUUGAGCUGAGAGAGAAACUCAAGUGUAAGAGCUUUAAAUGGUACCUGGAGAAUGUGUUCCCAGACCUGGAUGCCCCUCUGGUCAAAGCUGAAGGACUGAUUUUCAACGUUGGAAACAGAAAAUGUUUGGUAUCUCAAAAUGGCAUUUUGUCCUUUGAUAAAUGUGAUCUCACAAAUAAGAGUCAACACUUCAGCUACACCUGGUUAAGGAUGCUUAGACAAAACACUUCCUGUGUAGCUUCUCAGGAGACACGUGUGAUCAUGAAGCCAUGUGACAACACUAAGCCAGAGCUCCGCUGGAUACACAAGUCUGAUAAAGCACUGACGGAGCAUCUGAAGAUGGGGGGCAGUUUCCGACCCAUCUGUCUGGAGGCUGGAGUUAAAGCUGAUGCCGUCUUCCUGAAGGACUGUGAUGCCAUCAACACUUUACAGAAAUGGCAGUUCACACACUACUACGCUCAGUGAUGUUAGACUGUCACUCACUCAAGUCUGGCCCUCAAGGAUCCUUACGUAGUUGUACUUCACUAUCACCACUCACUCCUUUUGGUUUUGUUGUGUUUUUUUCUCUUGCUUUAAGUGGAGGUUUUCAAAUGUGUGCACAAUUGUGGUUUAAGAGAGAGGUUUUUGUCUGUGCAAUGUCCUUGUUCAUUUGUGAAAUACAGAUGUUUUUUGUUUUGUUUGUUUUUUGUUUUUUCCUUUGUCUUUGACAUUCUUACUCGAAUGUGUUCAGGGUUCAGUACUGGUUAUUGGUAUUUUGAGGGUUUGGGUGAGAAAUGCCUUUGGAAAUGGAUAUCUUAUUUUAAAAGAGCAAAUGAAAUAAAUAUUUUGCACAACAGAAACCCUAUUGAAGAUUUUGACAAUAAAAUUAAUGUUGAAUGUA
Myxocyprinus asiaticus (Chinese sucker) is the source of this 3805-nucleotide messenger RNA. RefSeq names its product polypeptide N-acetylgalactosaminyltransferase 5-like. Lineage: Eukaryota; Metazoa; Chordata; Actinopteri; Cypriniformes; Catostomidae. The transcript has 10 exons. Gene Ontology annotation, cellular component: Golgi apparatus. The record is from RefSeq and is a predicted model, not a curated record. Bases 949 to 3390 code for a protein of 813 amino acids.